AACGCCAGCCAAUUUAAUUCCUCUUUCUCUUCUGCAUUAGAGCAACUUGUACAUAAGAAAAAGAUCGCCGUGUGACUGCACAACUUGUAGGAAAUUUGCCCCUCUUUGAUAAAACAAACUCUGCAGUUCGCAGAGUUUUGUCACCAUCAAAAUGGGUUCUGAUCCCAACCUAGACGAGGCCAAUUUCAAGAAGUUUCUGGAGGAGUUCAGCUCGACUCACGCCGGGACGGAUAAUUUGCCAUUUUCGAGUCUGACUUGUCGGCUGACGAAGGAAGAAAUUGAAGGAGAGUGCCUCGAAUGGGUAACAAAUUGCCUCGUCGGGCAGAAUAAAGCACCGCCUGUAUUAGCAGCAGCCAUCGCCAGGGCAACGGUAGACCUGGUUCUCGCUAAGGAUCUAUCCACCUUUGUAGUGAACGAUGAGGUGCGGUACGGGGAUGAGGAGGAUAUGACGUGUACAUUAUUUGAUGCCGGGCAGAUAUUCCCGUUGGUUUGGACGACAAUAAACGAUCUCUGCGAACGAUGGAAGACGGAGCUACCGGACCUUACACUCCCCACCAAGCUUCAUCCAGUGUCGCAGUACGCUGUGAAGAACACGAGGAAACGCAUGGAAGACAAACACGUCAUCAUUCCAGACCUAAACACGCUUUUUAAUCUUGGGAAUGACAAGCCCAGGUCCUUCUACGCAGUUUACGACGGGCACGGUGGCACCGACGCGGCCAUGUACGCCUGUCAGCAUCUUCACUGCAAUGCCGUCAGGCAAGAUUGCUUCCUGGAGGACCCCUCCGAAGCACUCGCAAAAUCAUUCCAGAUCACCGACGAAGGAUUCCUAAGGAAGGCUCGCAGAGAGGGUCUCGGGAGUGGCACAACAGGUGUAGCUGUGAUCAUUGAGCCUGACAAACUUCAUAUAUCCUGGCUUGGAGAUUCACAGGUAAUGCUCAUGAAGGAUGGAGAGCCAAUCGAUCUCAUGGAACCACACAAACCAGAACGGCCGGAUGAGAAAAAGCGUAUAGAGCAGCUCGGUGGAUGUGUGUUGUUUUUCGGUGUGUGGAGAGUCAAUGGUACACUGGCUGUAUCAAGGGCAAUAGGUGAUCCUGAUCAGAAGCCUUAUGUAAGUAGUGACGCCGACUUCAAGACUCUACCACUUACCGGCACAGAGGACUGCGUCGUCAUCGCUUGUGAUGGUCUGUGGGAUGUUGUCACACCCAAAGAAGUCUGUCGAAUCAUCCAAGAAGGCAUCAACAGCGGAAGUGAUAAGGAAACCCUCUCUCAUCGGCUCGUCGUCGAGGCCAAGAAUAGUGGCUCUAACGAUAACAUCACUGUGCUUCUCAUCUUCCUAAAUCCCAUCGAGCGAGACGGUAAAGAUGCAGAGGCAACGGUAGAUGGGGAAGUAGAUGAAGAGGAGACAAAGGAUAAGGAAGACGGAGAGGAUACCAAAGAGGAGGAGAAAGAAGACGGAGAAGAACCUCAGGUGGACGGAGAGUCACAACAGGACGGAGGAAGCAUAGAGGCCAAAGAAAGUGGCGCUAGUGAGCCGACGGACUCAGAAACAAAUUCAAAUAAUAACAAUCGAAGGAGAGCCGGGAGCGAUGCGGGAGUGAAACGGAGUUUGUCCCAUCCAGGGAGUAACAACCUUGUCGUUGGGAACAGGAUCAACUUGAGCCCGAGCCCAAAGCUGGGAGAGAGGAAGCAGUUACAUCUCAGGCAGCGAGCCGGCUCCGGAGAAUCAACUCAAAACUCCGAGUCAUCAGGAUCCCCAUCUCUAGAAACCACCACCCGGAAUGAAAUACCCAAAAGGAAACCUGUCACAGUCACCAGGCACAAGUCGAUGCCGUCGUCGAAGAGAGUCGGGAAAGCCACCAGUAGGAUAAACAAGUCGCACUCUGUCAAGAACACUAACAAAACAAAUAAGAUGAUCAGUGACCUGAUUACGCCGACAUCAGAUCUAGAGAUAUCGUCGCAGCAAAUUAAGAGGGACAGCGCGUCGAAACGGACUGCUCCUGUGACUCACACUAAAUCAAUGCCCAUCUCCAUCAAGCCAAAAUCCAUGCAGCGCACAAAGUCAUCCUCACGUCAGUUAGAACUCGCAAGAAUUCUGAAGAUUAAACCCAAAUACAAUGGCAUCAGUAGGUUUCCAAGCAUAGACCCCUAGGUGUACAUGUAGGCGCCACUUGUCUCAUUGAUCAGGUAUCUGUUAAACAUAGAGGUAAUUAUUACUGUGUUGUUGCUGUAUUAUGGUGCCACCAAGAGGUGUUAAGUGUGAGGCAAUAGGAGACGCUGGCGGCAGCAGACAUAAAGGUCCCUUUUUGCGGCUCUGAGCGUGCGUGCAUGCUAAGUAUUGCGCGCGUAGUUCUGAGCAUGCGCAAUACUGUGAAAAAGAACCGUCUAAAAGUCUCCGAUUAGGAGAUGCUUUGUGUGAGCUUUCAUGUACCUCAUCUGAAUCCCUUUAUGUUUCAUCGGGGUUAAAGGUCAUUUCACACAUCAUGCUAAAAGGGUUUUUCGAUUUUGUAAAUCUGUUGAGUUUUUAUUUUUUUCAAAAAAAAUUCUUUUGCGCUAGUCGUCCUUUGAUUCCACGUCAGUCAAAAUCUUUUGGCCUCUGCUCACAAAAUGGCUCCAUAUUUGCAUGGGUUAUGAACCAGUCCUGAUAGAAUGAAACCAUAAUAGAGGUGCCUUUAGAAGGAGAUGUGCCAUUCUGAGUGGAGGUCCACAUAAGAUUGCUCCACCCAGACAAACAUUCACCGUCGAGGAAUCUUCUCCAUAGACCUUUCUAUUGUUGAUAUAAACAAACUGUGCGGGUUGGCAUGGACGGCCAAAUAAUAGAUGUUUUGAAAGUAGGAUUUGAAAUUUUGAUUGGUGGUAGUAUGGUUUGCAGAAGCACCAUGUGUUAAUCUCUUUUGAGUCACUCAACAUUUCCAUCUGUAUUCUCUCUCUCCGCAAACAUCACCUAAUUAACAGAUGUUGUGACCAAUGUCAACAUUUCUGCAAACUUUCAAUCAAAUAAAAAUCCAUCCCUUGAUUAGUUCCUUUGUUUCCAACAAAUUAAACUCUUUUUUUGAAUUGUGUAACAUUGUAACAAACAGUGCCUAUCUGUUUUUGCUUUUCAUUCAAUGGCUUCCCAUAGUUUUCAACCUUGGUUGGCAAAAACUACGGCUGUGACAUUGCAUCAGAAAGGUCUAAGAAAUGUAUAAGGAGUUGUGUCUCUUACAUAAUGGCGGUUCUUCACUGCUUUGGUUGGCAACAGUUGUCCAUUAAGUUGAAUCUGAAAUCAGUAUCGAUGCAGAUGCUUUGUUUUGUUUCCACCGCAGCCGCCACACAAUUUCUUGUAGUCCUGAUAGUUAUGUGCGUUUUGAUGCUCACUGUGGUUGUUUCGUCCUUCGAUUGGAUGCCUAGUUAUCACAAAGUCUUAAUAACAAAAAUAUAAUUCUAGUGUGUAAUCACCAUGUCUUGAUAGUCCGGUGACGCUAUUAUUUGCAUCAUUAAUUUGUGAAAUCAGACAUGGGAGGCAGGCACCCAUACCAUAUAAGUGUUUUUUUUUUUUUAAGCACAUAAAAUUGUUAAGCACAAUUGCAUAGUGGAAGGAGCUAAGCAAGGCAAUGGAACACAAUCCUGGAGUUCCUGGUUUUGCUAACUGUAAUUUUGAGACAUUCUCAACAUUGCAGCUUUAUGAAUAAGGGUCAUGUGCUUAAUUCUGUUGAGCUAAAAAGUAUACCACUUUGGUGAGCACAUAAAUAGUUCUGCUUAACAAAAAAAAGUUACCAGCCAAAAUGUGAUAGGACUUGUAUUGCUAGAGACUGGUUCCCUGUUCAGUUGGCUCAGCAGAUACACUUUUCCAGCGCUGAAACUCUAUGACCUUUAACCUUAGCAAGAGUCGAAUAGUUUUCAGACAUGAUGCAUGUGGGUUGUUAUUGCAUCUCACUGGUUGAUUGUUGGGAGAGCAUUUAUUCUAUAUUUUAGAGAGGAAUGCUCUAUCUUUUGAUAAAAUAGAUCUUGAAGAUUACAAAAAAAUCUUUUAAAUAUUAAGAAGAGUUACAAGAAUCACAUUCCAAAAAUCUAUGAAAAAAUACUUUUAAAAGUGUAUUAUACUGUGAUUUUUUUAAACAAAUUUACACGCUGGGCUUCAAAAAUAACAUCACAUGGUAGUGGCAGCACUUAAAUUUGAAGACUAAAUGAACUUCUUACAAAAUGUGCGUGAGCUUGCGAAGCAAGAUUCAUCAGGUGCGUUUUUUGUUUUGUUUCAAACUAUUCAUAGCCACCUGGGUCAAUGGCUUCAAAAUAUAAUCAGAAAUGAACUGGUUUAACAACCAAGGUAAAAGUAAUAAUUCUUCCGGACUGACUUCUACGGCCGAACAAACCCCCAACUAGACAUACAUCAGAAUGCAAUUAUUGACAAAUUGGUCAUUAGUAAAACCUUGUUUUACUUUUUUUUUUUUUUUUUUUUUUCCAUAUAUUAUAAAGACCUUCCACAAAGGGCUCUUAAGAUCUCAUUAAGAGCUUGUUAAUGAUGAAGGCUUCUUGAGUGGGAGUGAUAUGGCCUUAUUUGUUCUUCAGAUGAAAGUUGAUAUCAGUGCUUCCUGUCGCACUAAUUGGGAGUUGGGGGCGUUAAAGACCUUAUGCACAUGAUGUCAUUUCAGUACGGCGCCCCGCAUUGAGGUCAAAAGGAGGUUGUUCAUUGGCCAA
Asterias rubens (European starfish) is the source of this 4674-nucleotide messenger RNA. RefSeq names its product protein phosphatase 1F-like. The transcript is spliced from 8 exons. The record is from RefSeq and is a predicted model, not a curated record. NCBI's taxonomy places the organism in Eukaryota, Metazoa, Echinodermata, Asteroidea, Forcipulatida, Asteriidae. Gene Ontology annotation, biological process: protein dephosphorylation; negative regulation of protein kinase activity. Gene Ontology annotation, molecular function: protein serine/threonine phosphatase activity; cation binding. The coding region runs from base 152 to 2149 and encodes 665 amino acids.